AGCCGGCCCAAGGCACGCCGCCGUCAGAGCCGGCCCGCAGCCAAGACACGCCGCCGUCAGAGCCGGCCCGCAGCCUCGACACGCCGCCGUCAAAGCCGGCCCGUUACCUCGACACGCCGCCGUCAGAGCCGGCAAGCACGCCCGGUGACGACGUACCGGCGCCCGACGCUGGCAAUGCAGCCGAGGCCGCCUUCAUCAAAUGGCAAAUCGAGGAUAUCAAGGCUCGCAUCCAGAUGUGCUCCGAGACCGCACGUUCUCAUGUGCAAGCGCCGCUGGUGGUGCCCCCGACCAACUCGGCGUAUUGGGACAUUUGUGGCGCACUGCCGUCCAACCUUGCGCCAGCGAGUUACGCAACGGCGACGCUUGAAUGUCUCGCCCACGUCAUGCCGUUCCUCGACUCGAUCUACGCCGUUCGCAACCACGCCUUUGCGAUCAGUCUUGCGGCGCUGCUCGUCGACAUUCGUGGUGACAACGUGGGAAAGUUUGGCAUCAAGCACUUGGUGCUCGGCACGCACCGUGGCGAACCCCAAGAGCCCAUGGCGUAUUUCACGUGGCUUAUGGCGAAGAUCUUCUCGACGGCUGUCCCCGAGCGUAUCUUUGGCAACAAGGAGCACUGGGGCAAGCCGAUGCUCGCCCCGACGCAUGACGUGCUCGUGUGGGAAGUCAACGUGGGCGACGAGUUGACAACAACGCUUCAUGAUGGGGCGUACCACCUCACAGCUUUCGUCGUCCGCGAAGGUGAAGUGAGGCCCCAGUACAUUGCGCUUGUUCAAGACGUCAAUGCCUGGUUGUGCCUCCGCGACGGGUUUGCGAAGUUUGUAACCACCGCCACACCCACGCUCGAAAACCAACGAGCUUGCUUGGCCUUCUACACGAGAGAUGGCCGCUCGGCGCCAUCUUUGCCGACACCUGAGCGACGCACGAGCUGCGUGUCGUCCGAGUUUGACGAUUACGAUUACGACAUGCUCAGUGACGAGUGGACGCCGGACGAGGCCAACUCGAUCUCUUCGCCGGCCAAUGACCCGGUGACGCCGACCCGUGUGCCGAGCACGGAGCACAAGAUCAGGACGCGGCUACUGAACCUCGAGUUGCGCAUGGUCGCGCAAGCAGCCGGGAAGCCGCAGAAGCGCGACUCGUUCGACGAGUCGUUGCGUCUCGACCGUCGUUGGAUUGCGAUGGUGAAAUGGAGCGUCUUCAGCAUGACCAAAGACCCGUCGCGCUGUGAUGAGAUACUUUCCGAGCUCGCGCCGGCGCUAGAGAUACCCGAAGGCGUCGACGCGUUCAAGGCGGUCAUGAUCAUCGCAGAACACGAAGACCUGCGGCGCCUGCUCGCGCUGUGUGGCAAAACGAUCAUGGGCGACACGCUCGUUGGCGGCAAGGCGGGUGGCGGCAGGUCGCGUGGCCCGAUUUUCAAAGAGCGCCGGCGUCUGCGCAUAUCGUCGGCCGUCCUUCAGGACCCCGCACCUGAAGAUUAUAACAACAAGCUCAAACGUGCCCAGAAAGCUUGGUUCUCGAACGAGCCGACAACGAUGGUGCAGCCUUUCAUCAUUGACUUAAUCUGGAGCGGGCUUCCAAAAGCUCUCGUGCCGUGGUUUCGGCGCGUCGAAGAGAAGGACUUUCAUCCGCACCAGAAAGACAGGUCCAAAAAGGACGGGAUGAGCACGAGUGACGACACUACGCCGGGUGACGUCACGACACUCUACGUCUACGUCGUCGACGAGUUUGUGUGCGACGCGGUCUUUUUGCUAUGCAAGGAGUCAUGCGUCUGGCUCGAGCUCAAGCUGCCCCAAGACAACAACUUGCUGGCGGCCCUCAAGCCGCGUAUGCUGCUCGGUAUCAACCUCAUGCUCGCGUUUUACCCCCAGGUCAAACCAAAGUACAUGGACGAAGCCAGAGCGAACCUCGACAAGACGAUGUACGAGUACCUCAACGAGAUCAAGGCCUUUGUCGAGGCGAUUCCUACGACCACGCCCGUCGACAACACGGCUACGGAGCAGUACAACACCAUCAUGAAGGCCUCGGGGCGCUUCCAGAACUGCGCGGACAUGACAUGGUACGGCCGUGAGGAUGGACGUACCUUUUACGCAGCAAAGACGCUCGAUUACGCCUUGAUCUACAAGAAGUGCAGCGUUUCCGGGUGCCGGACCGAGGGUCGGGUCUCUGGUCUGCGUCGCUGCUGCACACAUAGCUGCGCGACCUGCACCGAAGCCGGGUGUGAAAAAGUUGCUAUCACAAAAGACCGCCUUUGCAACGUCCACUUCGACCAAAAGAAGUCACGCCGUCCAGCUGAAAAGUAGUGCAACUCAAUAUAUGUCAUGGCUUGUGUCAAUGUG
This is a messenger RNA of Saprolegnia diclina VS20, 2333 nucleotides long. RefSeq lists its product as hypothetical. The transcript has 3 exons. Lineage: Eukaryota; Oomycota; Saprolegniomycetes; Saprolegniales; Saprolegniaceae. The record is from RefSeq and is a predicted model, not a curated record. The annotation marks the transcript as partial.